This is a messenger RNA of Chironomus riparius, 590 nucleotides long. Lineage: Eukaryota; Metazoa; Arthropoda; Insecta; Diptera; Chironomidae. The record is from the annotation of a GenBank genome assembly.
AGAAAAUUCUGUUCAUAUUUAGCCUUGACUUUGUUUGGUGAAGACGUUCAUUCUGUUUAGUUCCAUAAAUAGAUUUUGAAAAAUAUGAAGCUUAUAGUUUUGUUAUUAAUUGCUAUUAUUGCUGUCAUCGUUCCUUCGACAUCACAUGUGAUCAAGAAAAGAUUUCUUUUUAACAAAUUUCGUCCACAUGGUUAUGGAUAUGGAUAUGGCUAUCCAGUAAUUCCAGCAUAUCCUGUAGUUCCUAUUGCUCCUAUAGCUCCUAUUGCACCCAUUGGAUUUGCGGGCCCAUUUGGAGGAGGUUUCGGACCUUAUGGUGGUGGAUUUGGUCAUGGAUGUAGGUUUCUAUCAAUUUAUUAAAAAAAAAUACUUUGAAUUCUUAGAACUUUUAUCUUUAAAGAUUCUUAUGGCUACGCUGGAAGCUAUGGAUAUGGAGGGUUUGGCAAGUGAAAGAACUUAAUUUUAAUAUUCUAAGUCAGCUUGUAUAUAUAGCUUUAAAUUAUUGCCUGAAAUAAAAUAAGAGAUUAACAAUACUUCCUGUCCUUGAAAGAGUUUGAGUAUACAGAUAUUUUAAUACCGGUCAAAUACCUUGG